Gossypium arboreum is the source of this 827-nucleotide messenger RNA. Its product is annotated as cellulose synthase-like protein G2. The record is from RefSeq and is a predicted model, not a curated record. Gene Ontology annotation, molecular function: mannan synthase activity; cellulose synthase (UDP-forming) activity. Gene Ontology annotation, biological process: cellulose biosynthetic process; plant-type primary cell wall biogenesis. Lineage: Eukaryota; Viridiplantae; Streptophyta; Magnoliopsida; Malvales; Malvaceae. The transcript is spliced from 3 exons. Gene Ontology annotation, cellular component: plasma membrane; trans-Golgi network. The coding region runs from base 15 to 827 and encodes 270 amino acids.
GUGUUAUAAGAACAAUGGAAACGGUUGCUUUGGCAAGCUCAUACGAUAAAGAAGGUAUGGCUUCCACUAAAGUUCUUCAUAGCUGCACCAUCCUUACACGCCGUAUCAUCACCAACAGGCUUCACAUUCUCUUCCACUUCACAGUCACACUGUUGUUGCUGUACUACCGGAUAUCACAUUUCUUCAAUGGAAAUAGGUUGCCAGCUUUAUCAUGGGCUCUCAUCACUAUUUCUGAGCUCAUUUUCACUUUCAUUUGGUGCCUCACUCAGGCCUUUCGUUGGCGGCCUCUGUCGCGUACAGUCUCGAUCGAUGAAAUUCCUGCUAACAUGAAUUUGGAGGGGCUUGAUGUGUUUGUGUGCACUGCUGAUCCGCAAAAGGAGCCGACCAUGGAGGUUAUGAACACUAUUAUAUCGGCCUUAGCACUUGAUUAUCCGCCAGAGAAGUUAGCGGUGUAUCUUUCCGAUGACGCGGGAUCUUAUAUUACCUUGUAUGCUCUAAAGGAAGCUUUUGCAUUUAGUAAACGUUGGCUUCCAUUUUGUAUGAAGUAUAGAAUCAAAACUAGGUGCCCAGAGGCUUUUUUCUCUUUAGCCAAGUAUGAAGAACUUUCAAUUACUGAUGAAUUUAGUGCCAAGAAAGAUGAACUUGAAGUGAAGUACAAUUUGUUUAAGAGAAAUGUGGAGAAAAUUUGUGAAGAUGCAAGCAAUUAUGUUGUAUUGGACAGGCCUGCUCAUGCUGAGAUCAAGCCUGAGAGCAUCAGUGAAACUACUAAUGUUCUUGAUUAUGGCUAUCCUGUUGCAGAUCAUACAUGGAGACACCUAUAUGGAUGA